CAUGUUGACAGAUGAGGGGCGCAGUGCAGUAGAGUAAAACCUGAGAUGUUAAACUUUGCUCCGCACGGCGUUGUUGUCGAACUAAUAAAAGAAAGCGAAAGUCACUUUAAAACUGAAUGCUAACUACAGGGUGGUUUGCUGUAACCGAUUUCUUUGGAGACAAAUCCAAAGGACAACAAAGCUGUGUGCAAAUAUAAAUGGCGCAAAGAUGGCCGCCAUAAGACAGAACCUUCAGCAAGAGCUGUUCAGACCAAACGAAGAAGCCCUGUACUCUGUAGUGAAUGUGGAAAAACUUAGUGGUGGUAAAAAGAAAAAAGCAACAUUUCUUUGUGCAGCAGUUACAAAGGAAAAGCCUUUUCAAGUUAGGAUUUAUAAAGUGCAGAAGUCAGAGAAAGAAGUCUUUAAAAAGAAGCACUGUUGGCAACUCACAGAUUUGAAAGUAGUUGAUGGUAAAAACAGUAAACAGGACUGUCUCGAGUUUGAUCUUCAAUUUGAAAAAGUUUACCACUGGGUUGCCAGCAGAACAACUGACAGAAAUGAAUUUAUAGAGACACUGUGGAUGCUUGGGAAACGUUAUGGUGGGAGCAAAAAACCUGAGUUUAAAAAUGUCAGCCAACAUAUUCUUGAAGGCGAUCCAUCAGACAGAAUUCACACAGUUGUUAAAGCCACUCAACCAAUUGGAAGCCAGGAGGGACAAGAGGAUUAUCAAAAGUUGACGCCGAAAGAAGAAAAUGAUUUGAAUACAAUACUAGGUCAAUUUGAAGACGCGCUUACAAAUGUUGAAAUAUUCACAGACCAACUAUCGUCGGAACUACAAGAGUUGGAAUAUAUCAAUAUUACAUCGCUCAUGGGUUCAGAACAGCAAGCGAAAGACUUACUUUCUUUAAUCGAUAAGAGUGUGGAAGAAUUGAACCAGUUAGAUGAUCGGUUGACAUUUUAUGAUGACUGCUUGCAGAAAGUAGGUGAUCAGAUGGGACAAAUGGAGUUUAAAGAUAAUAGAAUGGAAAUUGAGCGAACGUCUAACAAGAAGUUGUUGGAAGAGAUAAAGUAUAUUGUAGGCAAACUAGAUAUAUCGCAAAGACAUAUUCGAUCUUUACGCGAAGGAGAUUUGUAUACACCUCUCGGGAUUGAAGAAUGUAUUUCUGCAGCGAAAAUUCUGCUCGUUGCAUUUCACACGCAAUUCAAUCCAGGCAUAGCUGAACUCAGAGCUGUCCAAGAUCAACUUGCGAAUAUCACAAACUUAAAGGCUGAAUUUGCGCAGCGUAUUUACACGCAUUUAGACAAGUUCAUUUCACAGCACAGCAACAUCGAUGGUGUGUCUUACAAAUUCAAUAGCGACUUGAGCUUACAACCUCAUGACUCUGUCCACGAUGAUUUCCUGCCAUAUGUUGACCUGAUGAAGUGGUUAAAAGAUUUGGAUAAUUCUAAAUAUCUUGAGAUCAAAGCUCAUUAUGAGAAAUCUUUUACGUUGACAUAUGAAAAGGAAUUUAAGGAAUAUCUUGAAGUUGCGAAACUGAAGGCUUCCAUGAAAGUUAAAGGAGGAAAAUCAAGCCACUCCUUGACAAGUGUACACAGUCACGAGCAGAUCGGUCCUGUCAAGUCAAAAAGUGGGCUUAGUAGGUUUCGUAAGGAAUCAAAGUUGAAACGAUCUCCAUCGAAAGAAUCGAUUGAUUCGAUGGCUUCUGUUGAGUCUUCGUCAUCGAGUUUUGCAGGGACUGCUACAUCGACGCAAUUUGAGACAGUAUUCGAUGUUAUUUUGUCUGAAUUGGAACCCUAUGUAUCAGCAGAACAACAGUUUUGCACUUUAUUUUUUCACCUUCGUUAUCCAGGAGACAAUUACAAGGAAAGUCCUGCUGAGCUGCCCACCGACAUCGCUGAUGGCGCCAUGCUAAGUACAGGAAGACCACCACGUGCGGCACCACACCAUGAUGUGACUGUAAGGAAUGUUGAUGAAGUUCGAGAUAUGAUGAAGAACAUAUUUGGGUUUCUGGAUGUGGAACUUCAAAGUUUUAUUUCUUUUGGUGAAAGCCUGCAUCCGCAUAAUAUUCUCUAUGCAAUGUAUCGCAUUCAAAACCAAGCUUCUCAUCUUGUCACGAGUCAAUCAACUGGUGCUCCGCCGACAUUUUUGGGAACAUUGUUUGGUGGAUGGCUGGUCUGUACAAAGAGAUGCUUUGAUAAAUACAUUGAGACGAUGUGUCGCCACAUAUCUGAACUUCGUGUGCAGAAAAAGAAACGUACUGGAAUACUACCAGACGUCGUUACCGUAGAGAAAUUUUUUAAAGCAUCUGAGCAUAUAUUUCGUGGUUCUGAGAGAAGAGUGGAAAUCGACAAAGCCUAUCAGAAAUUAAUUCAAAUCUUAUUCGAAAAGAUAGAACACGUGGCAGAAGAGAACGACAAACCUCCACCAGAAAUUGUCAUGUUUGAAAACUAUCAUUACUUACACGGUGUAAUUCGUGGGUUGAAGAAUACGAGUUUAGAAAACGAGAAGAAACAAGCUGAACAGAAUUACUACGAUGCCAUGCAUCAGUAUAUAUUAACAAGACUUGGAAGACCUCUCGACAGAAUGAGUCGCUUCUUUCAAGGAGUUGAGUCAUGCAUCAAUUCUGGCGUCCGCAUGGAAGACAUAGGAUACCAAUUAGCGCUGAAUCAGCAAGAAUUAAGGAAUGUCAUCAAAGAAUAUCCACCGAAGGAGGUAAAGAAGGGGUUAGAGCUACUUCACAAAAAAAUCGAAAAAUACGUCACUGAAGCGGGAUUAACACAGGUAUUGUGGCACAACCUUCAAGAAGCUUUUGUGCGUCAGUAUGAACGGUAUCAAGAACUUGUUGAACUCUGUUACCCAAACUCUAAUAUAAAACUUCCUGUUACAAUUAAAGAGAUACUCGAGUUUUUUUCCAACAUCGCACAAUCUCAUUAAGUGGUAUGUGAGGAGAUGCUGUCUCAUGUUAUGUGCUGUAAAAAAAUUGGAAACAGAGAACUUUUUGCGUAUUUAUAAAUUAUUUUUUAUAUGAGAAAUUAAUUUUAUAUAUUUUUAAGUUAUAUAUCUGCAAGUACUUGGACGAUGGAAAUUUAUUUUGUCAGUUGUGUUAAAUUAGCAUGACACAAGUUAUGUGGAGAAGUGAGAUGUUUUUUUAAGAUCACAUCAUGUUAUGUGGAAUUUCCAAAAUAAGGGAAAAAGUAUUCGAGGUAUCAAGCUAUUGAAAAAUUUAUUAGUUGCCAGUGAUAAAAGUGUUUGAAAUACGGAGAUUCUUUCAAUCUACGCUACUUUUAACACCUUUUAAUGAAUUUGAUCUAAAGAUCUUUUUUUAGUAAUUUCAAUCUACACUGUGGUAAAUAUAGAAAGAAAAUACAAUGUUAAUAAUUUGAAGAAAAAUCGAAUUUUUGUUUCUGUUUAAUGUUAACUGCAGUAAAUUUUUGUCACAAAAAAUCUUUUUUUGAUUGCGUUACGUAACCGUUUAGUUGCAAAUCCUCCAACAUUUGCGGUUUCCUGUAUAAUUGAUCAUUUUUCUCUCCGCGCUACCUGCGACUUACUAAUUGUUCUGGAUGCCUUAAACUGAGCAUACUUUUGCAAGAACUUAUUUAUCAGUUAUUUCCUUGUUUUGUACAAAUAUCUCAUAUGA
This is a messenger RNA of Hydractinia symbiolongicarpus, 3617 nucleotides long. Its product is annotated as exocyst complex component 1-like. Bases 209 to 2914 code for a protein of 901 amino acids. Gene Ontology annotation, cellular component: exocyst; plasma membrane. The record is from RefSeq and is a predicted model, not a curated record. The transcript is spliced from 26 exons. Gene Ontology annotation, biological process: Golgi to plasma membrane transport; exocytosis. NCBI's taxonomy places the organism in Eukaryota, Metazoa, Cnidaria, Hydrozoa, Anthoathecata, Hydractiniidae. Gene Ontology annotation, molecular function: phosphatidylinositol-4,5-bisphosphate binding.